CUGCCAGAAAGCAAGAUGGCGGCAACGUUGGCGGCCACCGGGCGUCUGCAUCAGGCCCUCCGUGGGGCGCCUAGAUGGAAAAGCCCUUGUUCCAGGACCCGGACCCUCCGCCGUCAGCUCUCCUCAAGCCCUCCGCAGCCUUCAGCCUCGGCCGUAAGAACUGCCUUCCUUCACUUCUUCCGGGACCGUCACGGCCACCAACUAGUGCCCUCUGCUUCCGUACGGCCUCGAAGCGACCCCGGCCUGCUCUUCGUCAAUGCGGGAAUGAACCAGUUCAAACCAAUCUUCUUGGGCACAGUGGACCCUCGAAGUGAGUUGGCCCGGUUCCGGCGAGUAGCCAACAGCCAGAAGUGUGUCCGGACCGGAGGGCGGCAUAAUGACCUAGAGGAUGUGGGCCGAGACCUUUCCCACCACACUUUCUUUGAGAUGCUCGGCAACUGGGCAUUUGGAGGUGAAUACUUUAAGGAGGAGGCCUGCAGCAUGGCCUGGGAGCUGCUGACCCAAGUGUACGGGAUUCCCCAGGACAGGCUGUGGGUUACCUACUUCGAUGGCAACCCUCCUGAGGGGCUGGCACCAGACUACGAGAGCAGGGAUAUCUGGCUCGGCUUGGGGGUACCGUCUACCCAAGUGCUUCCCUUUGGGCCGCUAGAGAACUUCUGGGAGAUGGGGGAGACAGGACCUUGUGGACCCUGUACUGAAAUCCACUAUGACCUGUCUGGUGGAGAGGGGCCCCCACAACUGGUAGAGCUCUGGAAUCUGGUCUUCAUGCAGUAUAACAGGGAGGCUGAUGGCAGCCUGCAGCCCCUGCCCCAGCGGCAUGUGGACACUGGCAUGGGCCUGGAGAGGCUGGUGGCCGUUUUGCAGAACAAACAUUCUACCUAUGACACGGAUCUCUUCUCCCCGCUGCUUACAGCUAUACACCAGGGCUGCAGGGCGCCCCCAUACCGGGGCCGCAUAGGGAUGGCAGAUGAGGGACGCACAGAUAUGGCCUAUCGGGUGGUGGCCGACCACAUCCGCACCCUGAGUAUCUGCUUGGCCGAUGGUGUUUACCCUGGCAUGUCUGGAGCCUCACUGGUUCUCCGCCAGAUCCUUCGCCGAGCGGUUCGUUUCUCCUCAGAGGUGCUGCAGGCACCCCCGGGCUUCCUGAGCAGCCUGGUGCCUAUUGUCGUGGAGAUGCUGGGGGACGUCUACCCAGAGCUGCAGAAGAACACAGCCCAGAUUACCGGUUUGGUGAAAGAGGAAGAAAGUGCCUUCCUGUCUUCCCUAGAGCGAGGUCGCCGUGUCAUUGACCGCACCCUGCAGCAGCUGGGCCCUGCGAACCUGUUCCCAGCUGAAGUAGCCUGGUCCUUGGGGAACCUGGGGCUGCCCUUGGAUCUGGUGGGCCUGAUGUUGGAAGAGAAGGGUGUGCAGCUAGACUCAGCUGGUCUGCAGCGGCUGGCCCAGGAGGAGGCCCAGCGCCGGAGUCAAGCCCAACAGGCAAAGCCAGCAGAGAAAGUGGAAUUGCGCCUGGACAUCCACGCCCUGGGCCACCUGCAGAAGCGAGGGGUCCCCCUGACGGACGACUCCGCCAAGUAUAAUUACUCCUUGCUUCCUAAUGGGUGUUAUGAAUUUGGAGCCUGUGAAGCUGAGAUAAUUCAGUUGUAUGCCCUGGAUGGGGAGGCCAUAGACUCAGCUGAGGGGGGUCAACGUUGCGGCCUUCUCCUGGACAAGACCAGCUUCUAUGCUGAGCAAGGGGGCCAGGCUUCUGACCGCGGCUACCUGAUACGCAAAGGGCAACAAGAUGUGCUGUUCCCAGUCAUUGGGGCCCAGACUUAUGGAGGCUUCAUCCUGCAUGAGGUGAUAGCCCCUGAAACCUUGAAGGUGGGGGACCAGGUCCAGCUGUACGUGGAUGAGGAAUGGCGUCUGGGCUGCAUGAAGAAGCACACAGCCACCCAUCUGCUGAGCUGGGCACUGCGGCAGGAGCUGGGCCCAGACACGAAGCAGUGUGGCUCCCACCUCAGCCCCGAGAGACUUCGCUUUGAUGUGGCCACCCUAGCCCCACUGACACCCAAGCAGCUUCAGGCAGUGGAGGAAGCUGUCCAAGAGGCUGUGGGAAGGGAUGAGGCUGUGUACAUGGCCGAGGUGGCUCUGGAGCUGACCAUGCGAGUUCCAGGCUUGCGCGCACUGGAUGAGGUAUACCCUGACCCUGUCCGGGUGGUGUCUGUGGGGGUCCCUGUAGCCAGUGCCCUGGCCCCCAGCUCCCAGGCUGCACUGCACACCUCCAUAGAGCUGUGCUGUGGCACGCACCUGCUACGCACGGGGGCCAUAGGGGACCUGACUAUUGUGGGGGAACGACCACUAUCCAAGGGCAUCAUCCGCUUGGUGGCUGUCACUGGGGAGCAGGCCCAACAGGCCCGUGACAUUGGCCAGAGUCUGGCACAAGAGGUUGAAGCGGCUGCUGCUCGCCUAAGUCAGGGGAACCAGGAUGUGAAGGAAGCUCUGAGGCUGUCAAAGGAUGUGGGACGGCUCAGUGACACUGUGGACACAGCUGUGAUGCCCCAGUGGCAGCGUCGAGAGCUACAGGCGGUCUUGAAGAAACUGCAGCGUCGUGCCAACACUGCCGUCCGAAAACUGGAGCUGGGGCUGGCCACAGCAAAGACCCAGGAGCUACUGGAGAGACACCCUGUGGGGCCCUUCAUUGUGGACACAGUCCGGGCUGAGUCCCUCUCGCUGCUAGUGAAGGUGGUGAAGCAGCUGUGCGAGCAAGUCCCUGGCACCUCCGUGUUGCUGCUCAGUCCCCAGGCCCCAGGGAAGGUCCUGUGUGCCUGUCAGGUGGCCCAGGAUGCGGUCCCCACCUUCACUGCUGAGAACUGGGCAUCGGUCGUGUGUAGCCAUAUGGGAGGCAAGGCCUGGGGCUCCCGAGUUAUGGCGCAGGGAGCAGGGAACACUGAUGACCUGGAGGCCACGCUGAACUUUGCCCGAUCCUUUGCCCUCAGCCAGCUCUGACCCAGGCCUCUUGGGGUGAAAAGGAGCAAGGUAGCACAGUAGGGCAGGAGGCAGAGGCCCCAGCGCCUAAGGACUAAGAAACUAGGGCUGGAGACAAUCAGAAGCACAAGGAGAGCCAGGCCUUCAUCUGCCCAACUCCCCCAUCAUGGGGCAGGAGAACUUUAAUGGUGACCCCAGGAGGAGCCCCCCACCCCCAGCAAGGAUGUGUCUGCCAGCAUGAUCCUCAGCCCUGCUUCUCAGGGCCAGAGCUCUCUAUGGCUCCCUGGUAAAAAGGAACAGCAGCUUUCUGCUGUUAGCAGGAAGGAGAGACCUUGAGGAUGGGAGGCUGAUCGAUGUCCUUGUGCCCUGCACCCUCUCUAUCCCGUGUCCCUGUCGUUCACCCCACGUUCCAGAUCCUCCGUGUCUCCUCCCCCCCCCUGCCAUUUAGUCCCUGUCCCCCCAUUCUCUCCUCUGUCUCCCCUGGACAAAAGACUCCUACUCUACCAACGUCUCCACCUUUAACUCUCUGGUAUCUUCCCUAGGAUGGCCCUUCAUGACUUAGUCUCUUUGUGGUACAGCUUCUCACUCCCUGCUUGCACUGCUCAGGGUGCUCAGUACUGUCUGUGCCCAGCACUCUUGCGGGUUCUCUCAGGCCUGGCUGGGGGAGGUGCGGGGCUUGGGACGGCCUGGGACCCGAGACCUCAGUCACCACUGACUCGGCCGCUCUGCAGACACCAUCAGAUCUGAGCAAGCAACAGGGAUGAGCCCGGCCCUCUUGGGCAUGGGAACUGAAAAUGUGAGGGGCUCAGACCACAUGGAAGAUUAAACUACACUUCAGCCCCAGGGCAGAAAGGAGCUGGGAGCCCACAGGCCUCACCAGGACAGCCGAGGUCACAACAGGACACCCUGUUGAAAUGACGCCCUCCCCUCCUCCCUCAGCCUGGGCGUCUUGUGCUUCUGUCUUCUGGCAGCCUUUCCCAGACUCUACCAGCUUGGGAAGUUGGGCAUCCUCUGGAGUCUUAAUGAGGGAAGGGGAGCCAGUGAGGAUGGCUGCCCCUGCCAGGCUGGGGUCCUGAUAGCUGAGUACCACAGUUCAAAGGGGGCCACCUGCCUGGCAGUGCCCAGAGAUGGAAUUUAAAGGUCUCUCUUCCUCAAGUGGAGCUCAGCCCCUCCAUGGUGCAUUCUCCUUGACAGCUGAUUUCUCGUUUUAAUUAAGAUGUUACUGAUUUAUUGAUUAAUCACUGCUGUGAGCACAAUAGUCUCCAAAGUU
This is a messenger RNA of Dromiciops gliroides (monito del monte), 4234 nucleotides long. RefSeq names its product alanyl-tRNA synthetase 2, mitochondrial (gene AARS2). Lineage: Eukaryota; Metazoa; Chordata; Mammalia; Microbiotheria; Microbiotheriidae. The record is from RefSeq and is a predicted model, not a curated record. Gene Ontology annotation, molecular function: aminoacyl-tRNA deacylase activity; amino acid binding; ATP binding. Gene Ontology annotation, cellular component: cytoplasm; mitochondrion. The transcript is spliced from 22 exons. Gene Ontology annotation, biological process: alanyl-tRNA aminoacylation; tRNA modification. The coding region runs from base 16 to 2985 and encodes 989 amino acids.